AUGCUGCGGAAGAAGCCGCAGUGGGUCGUGGGAGUGCUGGUGGGAUGCAGUUGGUGCAUCCGCGUUGGAUUCGCGUCAUGUGCAGAGGACUACGCCACUUUCAGGAUUCCAUGUUUGCAGGGCACGCCGAAUACCUUUCGGCCGGGCGCGCACAGUGGAGAUCGCAAGACCAUGCUGGGGCUGCUGGAUGAGGCUUCCCAGACGAUUGAAUGUUGCGUGGGCGUGCUGCAGGGCCGAGUGUUUGAGGUGGGCUUGAAGGUGGGCCCCUAUCUGCAUCGCUUGCUCCACACAUAUCCGACCUUAGCGGAGAGGUUAGCGACAAUCUUGGAGAACAACCCAGCGGCAAUUCAGUAUGGGAUGUUUUGUAGCCCACCGAGCUGUGAGGAGGAGACGAUCGGUCCAUUGGCUCUGCAGGAGGUGCUCCUGAAACGCCUGGCGCGCUUCAGUGACGAGGAGGCUGCCUUGGCCAUACCACGAGGACCUCGAGCCGGACGACGCGGAUGGAGCAACCGGAGUGGUCAGCCGAAGAUGGAGCAACCUCAGGAGCUUCCGGAGAUGGAGACGGAGGUCCUGGUGAAGGAGACAGAGGUCCUAGAGAUGGAGACGGAGGUCUUGGUGAAGGAGUUAGUGAGUUGGGAUGAGAUUGGAGUGGACUUCGUGAUCGCUGGCCUCGGACGCUGCGGCACAACCUCUUUGCAUCAAAGCCUGGUAUCGCAUCCCAACAUCGCCUUUACCAGUCCUUCAGAGGACUACAAAAUUUUUGCGGAAGGCCAGUCCAACCGCUUUCUACCCACGAAGCAGACAGCCCGGGCACUCCAAAUCCGCAGCUCACAGCGCGGACAACCCGGGCUGCUGGGACUUCGAAAUCCGGCGAUUUCCUUGUAUCCGCUCUCGUACUACACCAUCUUCUUGCAAGAAAGGAUGAAGAUGAUAUUGGUGCUGUGCGAUCCUUUGAGUCGCAUCGAGAAGCAGUUCAUGUGGUUCCACUACUGUCACCCUGACGUGGAGGCGGCUGAAGCUCGAAAGGAUGCCAUUCCCAGAGUUCUGAAAUCCAGGAAUGACUGCGAUCCCAGCAUCCAUGCUUUGCUGUCAAGUCGGCAUAGCGCCUGGCUCCGCAGCCAAAUGAUUCAUUUGCACUUGCUGGAGCUCAUCAAGCUUUUCCGCCAUGAACGUCUUUUUGUCCUCCACCGCGCCAGCCUCAAUGACCGGAAGACCUAUUCGACUCUUGCUGAAUGGCUCCAGGCGCCCGCCUUUCCCCAGACGUGGAACCAGAUGCGACGUGUGAACUUCCGCCUGGGACAUCGCACGGACUUGUGCCACAACCAGACGCUUCAAGUGCUCUUGAAGCGCCGAUUGGCGCCGGAGUAUGCUGCGAUACAGUUUGCCUUGAGGUGGCAAUCGCGAACCUUCCAACAACUUGCUGCAGAUCGAGAGCUAAUGCUGCACAUCAGCCGGUGUGACAAGGAGGAGGAGCUGGUGGAAGGCCCUUGUGGGCUCUAUGACCUCGAGGAACAGGGCUGUCCGACUUGGUGA
Messenger RNA from Durusdinium trenchii, 1533 nucleotides. The record is from the annotation of a GenBank genome assembly. Lineage: Eukaryota; Dinophyceae; Suessiales; Symbiodiniaceae.